Messenger RNA from Clonostachys byssicola, 1689 nucleotides. NCBI's taxonomy places the organism in Eukaryota, Fungi, Ascomycota, Sordariomycetes, Hypocreales, Bionectriaceae. The record is from the annotation of a GenBank genome assembly.
AUGGAUUCAAACUCUCCCCCUAUUGAGCUCCCUAUUGACCAUGAUUUCGUGUCUGAGGAGAUGCUACAGUUUCCUCGAGAUCCGGCAGACCGAGGCACAUACAGCUUCGCAGAACCUCUGACCUGGGCCCCUCUUGCCCUGGUUGGCAUGCCUAAGGAUUGGGAACAUCGUGGUGACCACAGACUUGCCGAGAAAUUAUCUCUGGAGUCUAGAUCCUCCGAUUUUGAGGCAAGAGCGUUUUACUUCAAAAUUCUGCGUGAAUGGCUUCUGGCGUGCGACAACCACGACAGUUGCAAAUUGCCGCAAGACGAGCCUGAGUUUUGGCCAACAAGAGCCAUCUUUGUUGGAGACGACCAGCAGCUUAAGCUCGUUGAAGAGCCAAGUGGUGAUAGGGACUAUAUUGUGCUCUCUCACUGCUGGGGCAAGCCUACGAAGGAAGAAUGGGACGCCUUCUGCACUACUCCGCACAAUUAUCGCAGUCGAUUGUCGGGCUUUCCCUUGGCUGACCUGCCAAAGACGUUUCGCGAUGCGAUAGACGUGACGCGGGAGCUUGGGAAACAGUACCUGUGGAUCGACGCCCUUUGCAUUGUCCAAGGGCCUGACGGUGAUUGGGAAAGCGAGGCUGGCAGGAUGGAGCGUGUGUUUGCCAAUGCUUACUGCACUAUAGCCGCAGAUUCAGCUGCUGAUUGGAAGGAUGGCUUCCUCAAGCCUAGCCUUUGGAAUCAGGUCGUUCCAGGUAGUGCGGAAUGCGACUGUGAUUUCAAAUCCGGUGUUGAUGAAGGGAAUCUGAUGAAAAGAGCCUGGGUUAUCCAAGAGAGGGUACUGUCUCGCCGCACCAUCCAUUUCACUGAGAGUCAUCCCAACGCGGCGCACACAUAUUGGGAAUGCGGCAAUGGGGUCCGUUGCCAGCAGUUCUCACAGCUACGUGUGCCACUUGGAAAGGAGACGUUUAUUAUUGACUCAUACUUUCCAUCUCGACUAAAGAAGGCUGGAUAUUAUCGUUGCCUCGAGUUUAUCCAAUUCCUUCUGGAGGAAUAUUCGAAAUGCGGGCUCACCUACAAAUCCGAUAGAGACAUAGCGAUACGAAGCCUGCUUGAGCGCAUGGGCCGUGAACUAGCCACCGAUGUGAGAUAUGGCAUUGUGCGAUGCUUCAUAGGCAGCUUGCUGCUGUGGAAACGCACUGCCAAAGAAAUGACAGCACCGAUCAAGUUUGAGCGACGGACUGUCCCAUCUUGGUCCUGGAUGGCGUACGAUGGCAGCAUCGAAUUCAUAGAUAAGUUUCGAUAUGACCUUAGGAUACCUCAAUCCCUGGACUUAGGAUUCGGCCAAGACGGGAAAGAGUUUGAGGUCAAGAUCAGAAAAUUCGAAAAUUGCCAUCUGGGAGAGAAUAAUGGAGACAACGAGUAUACCAUCGAGGCUAUCCAUGCUAUCGAGGUUCUCCAUAGUGCAACUAAGAAGGUAGGGUCGAUGUGGUAUGAUAUGAAGGAGAAGGACAAAAUUGAGUUCAACUACUGUGUCGUAGCUGGGGCUCAUGGGUCAGGUAGUCCAGUGAAUGCAGUUUAUCCGAAAAGCUACCUUGUCAUCGUGGUUCAAGAAACGCUGGGAGGAGGGGGCUAUAGGAGGAUCGGAGUUGGCACUGUAUAUGAUGGUUAUUUGUCGACGAAAAGCGAGGCUGGGAGGCUUUUGUGA